AGUUUGUGUGUUAUUUUCGCGUCCUUCGGCUGUGAGCUUUGGGGCCAAAAUGCUUCUCCUUUGGAGUCAGAAAUGACCAGGCUUUUCUCUCUUGCUCGCAGAUUUGCUUUAGCCACUGUGAGCUGCAGUCGCUGCAGCUGUUGGCGGUUCGGAAUGUUCUAUGCCGUAAGAAGGGGUCGCAAGGUCGGGGUAUUUCUUACUUGGGAUGAAUGUAGAGCACAGGUGGACCGGUUUCCUGCUGCUAAAUUUAAGAAAUUUGCUACUGAAGAUGAGGCCUGGGCCUUUGUUAAGAACUCUGGAAGCCCUGAUGGUUCAGAAGGAAAGAAAAAUGAGCUUGUGCAAGAAUCUCAAGUGAAAGCAAAUAAACGACUCUGGGAGUCAUUGGAAGAAGAGGAAGAUGAAAAUGCAGAACCUUGUGCAAAGCAUGUAAAACAAAAUACAGAAUCAGUCCCUUCAGUUAGCAAAGACAAAUUUUCCUAUAUGGGAGAAUUUGUGGUGGUUUACACUGAUGGCUGCUGCUCUAGCAAUGGACGGAAAAGGGCGCGAGCAGGAAUUGGUGUUUAUUGGGGGCCAGACCAUCCUUUAAAUGUAGGCAUUAGACUUUCUGGGCGACAGACAAACCAAAGAGCAGAAAUUCAUGCAGCCUGCAAAGCCAUUGAACAAGCAAAAACUCAAGACAUAACUAAGUUGGUUCUAUAUACAGACAGUAUGUUUACUAUAAAUGGUAUAACUAAUUGGGUUAAAGGUUGGAAGAAAAAUGGAUGGAAAACAAGCACAGGGAAAGAGGUAAUCAACAAGGAGGACUUUGUUGAGCUUGAUAGACUUACCCAGGGCAUGGAUAUUCGAUGGAUGCACAUUCCUGGUCAUUCGGGAUUUAGAGGCAAUGAAGAAGCUGAUAGAUUAGCAAGAGAAGGAGCUAAACAAUCUGCAGACUGAGGGAAGUUAUUUUUUAAUUUGGAAACAUGAAUCAGUGGCUGAUUUGUUAC
This is a messenger RNA of Elephantulus edwardii (Cape elephant shrew), 986 nucleotides long. RefSeq names its product ribonuclease H1 (gene RNASEH1). Gene Ontology annotation, biological process: DNA replication, removal of RNA primer. Gene Ontology annotation, molecular function: RNA-DNA hybrid ribonuclease activity; nucleic acid binding; magnesium ion binding. The record is from RefSeq and is a predicted model, not a curated record. Lineage: Eukaryota; Metazoa; Chordata; Mammalia; Macroscelidea; Macroscelididae. The coding region runs from base 73 to 936 and encodes 287 amino acids. The transcript has 8 exons.